UUUAAUACCUUGAUCACUCUUAAGACUUAAGAUUAAAUCGACUGUGUUGCGCAAGCAAGCAAGCAAAGCAAGCACUUUCUCACUUUCUGAUAUCUUGACUCGUUCUCAUCCCGUUUUCAUACUUAGCCCUACCUAUCUCAACGCCAUCACAUACAUACUUCCACAACAACCUACGACACAAUGCGCAGCACACUUUCCCGCACCCCCCCACUAGUCGCGUCGCUCUCAGCCCGACCUUCUAUGUCAAUAUCAGCAUCAGCGUCAGUGUCAUCUUCAUGGUCUCGCGUUCGCUCUCCCUACGCUGUCUCCCGCUUCACCUACAAAACAACAACAAAACAACAGACACCACAAGAGACCAACCACAUCCAAGCGCGUGCACCCGACAUCAAGAACCUAAGCUCUAAGCCGCGGUUCCGCGAAUUCGACCUCGAAGGCCGCGUCUACGCCAUCACCGGGGGCGGACGGGGUCUCGGUCUCGCUAUGGCCGAAGCGCUCCUCGAAGCCGGAGCUAAAGUAUAUUGCCUCGACCGUCUCCAAACCCCACACCCAGACUUUGAGGCCGCCAGAUCUCAUGCUGAAUCGGCCUACGGCGGCAGCCUACACUACCACCGCAUUGACGUGCGCAACGCUGCUGAAACAAACAGCAUCUUUGCAAAGAUCGCCUCUGAGAACUCGCGCCUCGACGGUCUCAUCGCCGCCGCAGGCAUAAACCAUCUGGAACCCGCUCUCUCGCACAGCCCCGAGAAACUCCACGAGGUCAUGGACAUCAAUUAUAACGGCGUCUUUCAUAGUGCCACUGCCGCUGCGCGUCAGAUGUUCAACUACCAGCAAAAGGGUUCCAUCCUGCUCGUGGCUUCCAUGUCUGGCCUUAUCGCCAACAAGGGGAUGACGAGUCCCGUUUACAACUCGAGUAAGGCGGCAGUUGUGCAGCUUGCUCGCAAUUUGGCAAUGGAGUGGGGGAGGCAUGGCAUUCGGGUGAACUCCUUGUGUCCUGGGCACAUUGUCACGCCGAUGGUUGAGAUGGUCUUCCAGAAGGAGCCGGCCGCGAGGGCAGUUUGGGAGGCUGAGAAUAUGCUGGGACGACUGGCGACGCCCGAGGAGUUUAGAGGCGCGGCACUAUUUGCGUUGAGUGAUGCCUCGAGCUUUAUGACAGGGAGUACAAUGCUGAUUGAUGGGGGGCAUACGGCUUGGUGAUUUUCUAUCCUAUUCUGUUUGCAUGGGCCUUGGCUUGAAAAUAAUGUACCAUAUCACACGGCAUCGUCUCGUCUGCUUACUACGUGGGAUGGUCUUGGUAUCACUGAGCGUUUGAAUGAGCGUUGUUUCCUGUUGAUUCGUUUGUCUGUUCAGCCCGGGCACAUACAGGGGUUUUGGUUGCAUUACAGUGUAAAAUAGUAAUCCAUCUAUUUAUCUAGUC
This is a messenger RNA of Aspergillus nidulans FGSC A4, 1414 nucleotides long. Its product is annotated as putative short chain dehydrogenase/oxidoreductase. Lineage: Eukaryota; Fungi; Ascomycota; Eurotiomycetes; Eurotiales; Aspergillaceae. Gene Ontology annotation, molecular function: oxidoreductase activity, acting on the CH-OH group of donors, NAD or NADP as acceptor. The transcript is spliced from 2 exons. The record is from RefSeq and is a predicted model, not a curated record. Bases 181 to 1194 code for a protein of 337 amino acids.